This is a messenger RNA of Chroicocephalus ridibundus (black-headed gull), 1839 nucleotides long. RefSeq names its product DnaJ heat shock protein family (Hsp40) member C9 (gene DNAJC9). Gene Ontology annotation, molecular function: heat shock protein binding. The record is from RefSeq and is a predicted model, not a curated record. NCBI's taxonomy places the organism in Eukaryota, Metazoa, Chordata, Aves, Charadriiformes, Laridae. Gene Ontology annotation, cellular component: nucleus; cytoplasm. The transcript has 5 exons. The coding region runs from base 458 to 1321 and encodes 287 amino acids.
UGAAUAACCCACAAACAGCUUGUGGGAGGUGGAAAGCCAAAGAGGGAGUCCUUUGCCUUUUUUUUAUUUUAAAUUUAGGGAUGGUAACUAUGUCUUGAGUGCUCCUGGCUUUCCUCCUUUGCAGGAGGACAGACGCUGAGGUCGCAGGCAGGAGGCUCUUGCUCAGCACCAGGUUCCCGGCAGGUCCCUGAGGGACCGAUGUAAAUAAAACCGCCGAAACUUACCCAGGUGGGGGCGCCGGGCCGGGCACCGCCCCGCUGCAGGCCUCUGCCCACCUCCCGCCUUCUUCCUGUUCUCCCCCUCAAAUCCAUCCCGCGGGAAGGCUCCCCUGCUGCCGGGGGGGGGGCGGUUCGCGCAGGUUAGGAAGGAUAAUCCCGAAAUUUUCCCCGAGGUGGGGGACUGCCCGCGGCCCGGCCCGGCCCCGCCGCCUCCCCUCAGCGUCCCGCCCGCCCCGCGCAUGCGCGGUCCCGCCGCCGCCCGCCCAACUCUCGCGAGAGGCGGCGGUUGGCGCCUUCGGGGCGGCGGGACGGGACGGGGAGGGAUGGGGUUGCUGGAGCAGUGCGAGGCCGCCUUCGGCUCCCCCGACCUCUACCGCGUGCUGGGCGUCCGCCGGGAGGCCUCCCCCGAGGAGAUCCGCCGCGGCUACCAUCGCGCCUCGCUCCGCGUACACCCCGACCGCGCCGAGCCCCGUGACAAGGAGGAGGCGACGCGGCGCUUUCAGAUCCUGAGCAAGGCGUACGCCGUGCUGAGCGAUGCGGAGCAGCGUGCCGUCUACGAUGAGCAGGGCAGGGUGGACGAGGAGGGCGAGGCGCUGAGGGGCGAUCGGGACUGGCAGGAGUACUGGCGGCUGCUCUUCAAGAAGAUCACCGUAAAAGACAUCGAAGACUUUGAAAAGAGCUACAAAGAUUCAGAGGAAGAGCUAGCUGAUAUUAAAGCAGCGUACAUGGAUUUUGAGGGUGACAUGGACAGGAUAAUGGAGUCUGUGUUGUGUGCAGACUAUACAGAUGAACCAAGAAUCCGGAAAAUCAUAGAAAAAGCCAUUGAGUCUGGAGAAGUCCCAUCCUACAAAGGUUUUGUAAAAGAGGCCAAGCAGAAAAUGAUCGCGAGAAAAAGGCGGGCGGAAAAAGAAGCUAGAGAGGCAGAAAAGACUAAAGAUGAACUGGGCCUUGGUGGAGAAGAUGACUUGAAAGCGCUGAUUCAAAGCAGAAAUAAAGAUCGUAAGAAGGAAAUGGAUGACUUUCUGGCCCAACUGGAAGCAAAAUAUGGGAAUAAUGCUAAAAAAGGAGGAAAGAAGACCGCAGCCAAGAAAGGAAAGAAAUAAAGAACUUUGUAGGCUGAAAUAUCAGGUAUCAUUUUGUAUGGGAACACAUGGAUUUGGGAGAACUUCAGAGUUUUUCUGGACUACUGUUUCGGAGUGUGUGUGCGUGGACUUGCUCUGACGGGGAGUAUGAUACAGAACGCAUCACGAACAAGAAAGACAAAGCAUUCUGGUGCUACUGUUCAAAAUCCUUUGGAUGCCCCUCAGUUAAGCUCAAACAGAUUCUUGACGGAAAAGUUUUGUUAUAGUAAGGAAGUGGUGUGAUGUUAGGGAUGCCUGGGUGCUUAUUAAACUUGUGUUAAAGCGCCUUCUUUCCAAACACCUAAAGGGUGUCAGCACAGCUGAUGGGUAAAACAAUGUAAUCCCACACCUUUGAGAGUCUUCGGUGCUGGCUCCUGCAGCUUCUGAGUUGGAAACCUUAUCUUUUUGCUAGUCACACAUUUCUUUUGUAACAAACCUUCUGCUGUUUUUAAAGGUCUUUGCACUUCAGCUCAACAGGUGGUUUUCAGAUAUUCUAGUGG